This is a messenger RNA of Macrosiphum euphorbiae (potato aphid), 951 nucleotides long. Lineage: Eukaryota; Metazoa; Arthropoda; Insecta; Hemiptera; Aphididae. The record is from the annotation of a GenBank genome assembly.
AUGUUUUCGUUAAAAACAUGUUUUUGCGUUCUACAUUUUGUGUUGUUGUGGGUAUCAACUUUAGCUAGUGAAAAAGGAACUUCAUUUCAAUUACAGGAACAUAAUUUACCAAUGCCAGUUGAUGUUAUUAAUGUAAAAUCUACUGAUAACUCGGAUAAACACAAAAAAUGGACUGGUAGAUAUUUACCUGACCGUUCACAUGAAGAAAAUUAUGGUAGUAUCUCGAGAAUUGUUACUGAAAAUGAAGAUUUUGCUGUGAUAGAGCCUAUGCAUAUUGUGCCGGAACAAAAGAAAAGCAUGGUAACAAUGGGAUCAAUGGAUAUCAAUUCUACAUGUGAUGAUGGAAAGACAAAUUUGACAAGAGAUUGGGAUGGAUCAUUUUAUAAUUAUACUUGUAUGUUGAGUGAUACUUUACCAAUAUCAGAUAUUCAACCAUUAUUGGAUAGAGAUCUAGUGCCUAAAUAUUAUGUGGCUAAUCAUGUGUGCAUGAAAGAAUCAAUAUCUUACAAUCAUGAUAUUCCCUCAUUUGGUUCACAUCGUCCUGCUUGGGCCAGAUAUGGCGAAUAUAAAUUUUUGCCAAAACAAAGAUGGUUACACAAUUUAGAGCAUGGAUCAGUAGUAAUGUUAUAUCACCCAUGCACUCAUCCAGUUUUAGUCCAACGUAUGCGAGCAGUUUUGAAGUCAUGUCUUUUCAGACAUAUUAUUACUCCGUAUAAUUUGGUGCCUGAAGAUAGGCCAAUUGUCCUUGUCACUUGGGGUAACAGACUGUACAUGAAUGAUGUUGAUACCAAACUAGCAAUAGAUUAUAUAAAGAAGUAUGCAAAUCAUGCUAAGGAAACCACAGCCAGGGAUGGACAAUACGAUCAUUUAUUGAUUGAACCGGCAGAAUUAAUUUCACCAGAUGAUAUAAAUAUUUGCCCUACCCCACACAAACGCAAAAAUAGAAUAUAA